GGGGAAGUUCAAGAGGGAGGCCUCAGAGAAGGCUGAUGGGAGAGGAGAGCCAGUAGACGGAGCUCCAGCUGGGUCUCUGUCCACCUAUCUACUGUCUCUCCAUCAGCAUCUACUGAGCUAUGAGCCAAACCAGGGAUUUACAGGGAGGAAAAGCCUUUGGGCUGCUGAAGGCCCAGCAGGAAGAGAGACUGGAUGAAAUCAACAAGCAAUUCCUGGAUGAUCCCAAAUAUAGCAGUGAUGAGGAUCUGCCCUCUAAACUGGAAAUCUUCAAGAAGAAAUACAUGGAGUUUGACCUGAAUGGAAACGGAGAUAUUGAUAUCAUGUCCCUGAAGCGGAUGCUGGAGAAACUUGGGGUUCCCAAGACCCACAUGGAGCUCAAGAAAUUAAUCAGGGAGGUGUCUGGCAGCUCUGGGGAGACUUUCAGCUACUCUGACUUCCUCAAGAUGAUGCUGGGCAAGAGAUCUGCCAUCUUAAAAAUGAUCCUGAUGUACGAGGAGAAAGCAAGAGAACAGGAGAAGCCAGCAGGUCCCCCAGCCAAGAAAAAUAUCUCUGAGUUGCCCUGAUUUGUGGUAGGGGAGAUGUGGUGAGAUUGAUGGGACUUCUAAGGACCCCAACAUGGGAAAAGGGCACAGAAUUGUGGGCCAGAGGUACACUAAAUUAAAUAAACUAUCCUUCUCCAGAUCAA
Mustela erminea (ermine) is the source of this 685-nucleotide messenger RNA. RefSeq names its product allograft inflammatory factor 1 (gene AIF1). Gene Ontology annotation, molecular function: calcium ion binding; actin filament binding. Gene Ontology annotation, cellular component: actin filament; ruffle membrane. Lineage: Eukaryota; Metazoa; Chordata; Mammalia; Carnivora; Mustelidae. The coding region runs from base 120 to 563 and encodes 147 amino acids. Gene Ontology annotation, biological process: actin filament bundle assembly; ruffle assembly. The record is from RefSeq and is a predicted model, not a curated record. The transcript has 6 exons.